AUGAGUAUUGAUCAUCAUUUUGAGGUAGCCGCUGUAAAAAUUCCUGACAAACAUUUAGUGAUUGCUAGUAUAUAUAGACCACCUAAAGGCCAAUUUGAUCUUUUCAUAUCGGGAUUGUCUGCAUGUUUGGAUAAGAUGACGAGAGGGACGUUAGAGAAGAUUUGUGUUGCAGGUGAUUUCAAUGUUAAUUUCCUGGAAAGUAAUAAGUAUUCAAAUGAAGUCUUGAAUUUGUUCGAGUCGUACGGAUUAUUCCCGGCAUUCAAUGAGCCUAGCAGAGUUAGUCGAAAAUCAAAAACUUGUGUUGACAAUAUAUUUAUUACGAACAUAUACAAGGAAACUUACAAAAGUAAAACAUACGAGCCACACUUGUCGGAUCAUGCAGUACAAGAAAUUAAAUUGCUUAAUGAGACAUCUGUAACAAAAAGGGAAUAUAUAACUAGGCAUAUGAUAACGAGGAGAAAUAUAAUUAAAUUUGAGGAGAAACUAAGUGAUAUUGACUGGGAUUCACUCAAAUCCGAAAGAGCUGAAGAGACUUUUGAUAGAUUUCAUGCAGUAUUUAAAGGCUGCUUCGAUAGCUGUUUUCCUUUGAAGACGGUAAAUGUAAACAGGAAUAAAAAAUAUGUUCACAGAAAUGCUUCAAAUGUGGCUUUGAAGAUGGCAGUUGAUGCGGCUCUGACAAUCCACAGUAUUCGUCAGAGUGAUGACUCCAAGAAACUCGUAGAAUUGUUGAAACGAUCUCUGAGAGAAAGUCACACUGCAGAAAAGAAGAAAGUGAACAGUGAGUAUAUAAGUUCAUCAGAGGAUAAAACAAAGGCCAUAUGGAGAAUAAUAGGGGAAGAAACUGCUGAGUCGAGAGAGAAGAGGAAAGAAGAAGGUAAAUUGACCGCAGAUGAACUCAAUUGUUUCUUUUCUAAUAUAGGAGCGACAAUUUCAAAUCAGUGCUCACCUUCUGCCAUAGAAGCAAUAAAGUUGAUGAGAAAGACUGCUUCGAGGGUACCCAGAUCCUCAGGUUCAAUGUUCAACUAUCCGGUUACAAUCGAUGAGCUGAAUCAGAUUAUUAAAAGGUUAAAAAAUAAAAAAACUGCGGAUAUCUACGGAAUGAAUGUGGUAUUGAUGAAAAGGAUUUACCCAAAAAUCUCUAAGUUUAUGUGUGAUAUCUUUAAUCAAUGUCUCGAGCAGGGAGUUUUUCCUGAACCACUAAAAUUUGCAAGAAUAAUUCCCGUUCAUAAAAGUGGAAAUGAAGACGAAUGCACUAAUUAUAGGCCAAUAUCUAUUCUGCCUACUUUUUCGAAAAUAUUGGAGGAAAUAUUGAAGGGAAGAUUGUUGAGUUUUCUCGACAGGACACUGGUUCUCGAUCAAUGCCAGCAUGGAUUUAGAUCAGGUAGAUCAACUAUGACAGCGCUGAUUGCGUUGAUGGAAGAUGUUAUUGAGGCAGUUGAUAGAGGUAGAUUAGUUGAAGUUUUGGCCUGCGACCUAUCCAAGGCAUUUGAUAGUGUGGUAGGAGAAAUACUACUUCAGAAGUUGGAAAUUUAUGGAGUUAGAGGAAAUGCGUUGGCUAUUUUCAAAUCAUACCUGGAGAAUAGAACACAGGUGGUCUCGUGGAAUGAUGCAGUAUCACGGGUCCCCCACCCAUCUAUAUUCUUAGAUAUGGAGUGCCCCAGGGAUCAAUUUUAG
Molecule: messenger RNA, 1674 nt
Organism: Coccinella septempunctata (seven-spotted ladybird)
Lineage: Eukaryota; Metazoa; Arthropoda; Insecta; Coleoptera; Coccinellidae
Exons: 1
Coding region: 1-1674 (557 amino acids)
Molecular function (GO): catalytic activity
Source: RefSeq, a predicted model, not a curated record